This is a messenger RNA of Patiria miniata (bat star), 1322 nucleotides long. RefSeq names its product dynein assembly factor 6, axonemal-like (gene dnaaf6). Gene Ontology annotation, biological process: axonemal dynein complex assembly. Gene Ontology annotation, molecular function: protein-folding chaperone binding; dynein intermediate chain binding. Gene Ontology annotation, cellular component: cytoplasm. The record is from RefSeq and is a predicted model, not a curated record. Bases 222 to 791 code for a protein of 189 amino acids. NCBI's taxonomy places the organism in Eukaryota, Metazoa, Echinodermata, Asteroidea, Valvatida, Asterinidae. The transcript is spliced from 7 exons.
UUAUUUACGGAAGUAGUUCUGUAAAUUGGCCACAUUUAUGGGGCUAGCUCAGCACCCACUGCCAACUCAGCACAUCGCGAACUCGGCACCUACCAACUCAGCACCUUGCCAACUCGGCACCUGCCAACUCGGAACCUGUACAAGAACAAGUCAGCAUGAAGCAACAAUCUGAUUGUGCACCCGGCCAACUCGGCAUCUCUGUUCCCUGAAUUGCCCUCAAGAUGGACCUGCCUGGUGGAGGAAUCACAGCACUUGCACAACUUCUCAAACCUCCUGACCAAGAAAGUGGUGAUGAGGAUGACAAGCCAGUGACUGCUUCAGCCAAACUCGGCCCAGGAGCAAUAGGCCUAUCUGCCAAGAGUCAAGCCGCUACAAAACACCAAGACACUUCGAAAAAGGAGAGCAAAGACAUCUGGGAUGCUGAUGAGGUUCCCGAGGGAGCAGAGUUUGAUGACACUGAUGACCCAAGACCUCAACCAGAAUAUGAUAUUAUCUUCAAGCAAGCAGUUACGACAGAAGACAUGUUUCUGCAGAUGAGCAACAAGACACCGAGCUCAGUCAGCUGUGAAGAUAUGGUGAUAAAGAUAAGUUUGCCAGACACAAAGAUGGCUGAUGUCGACCUGGAUCUCAAAGACAAGUUUCUCAGCUGCAGAACACCAAACUACAAGCUCGGUCUUCACCUACCACACCCCGUGGACAGCAAGAAUGGCAAAGCCCAGUGGAUCAGCGACAAGCAAACGCUGGUUGUAACAUGCAGGAUGGUUCGAGAGUAUGACUUCCUGACUGCGUGACCAACACAUGGCGCUAUAUAAGAUAUUGGCAGUUAAUUGUGUGAAUGCUAAAUUGGGCAUUAGCAGCACAUAGAAUCACCAUUUACAUAAAAUGGUUCAUUGUCAUUUCUGUGUACAAGGGUUUGAUAACAGAGUGUCAGAAUAUCUGCUUUGUUCACCAAAGGAACAUUCGAAGUGAAACGGAACUUGAGGUAUCAAGUGUCCAGACAAGUUCUUUGUAGCUUUGAGUGAUUCUAUCGUAUCAUUUCUUUCCUUGUGUAUACACAAAACAGGACUAUUUUGAUGAAACUGUUUUCGCAUUUGAGAUUUUUUCUAAAGAUUGGUUUUAAGAAAUAAAAGCUCAAGUGUAGAGGUGAACUUCAUAAACCCCUUAGUUUACUUAUUUUGGUUUAUAUUACUGACAAACAUGUAAUUUAAAAGCCUAAAAAUAGUGGCAAUUCAUUCAAAUCCGUCCUUUUUUAUGAAAAUGGAAGCAGUUUUGUUUUUAUAGUGGUUUUUGUACAUGUAUAUAUUUGAACAUUGAAAAAAAAA